Molecule: messenger RNA, 1271 nt
Organism: Impatiens glandulifera
Lineage: Eukaryota; Viridiplantae; Streptophyta; Magnoliopsida; Ericales; Balsaminaceae
Exons: 6
Coding region: 1-1107 (368 amino acids)
Cellular component (GO): plasmodesma; plasma membrane
Source: RefSeq, a predicted model, not a curated record
AUGAGUGUAGCGGAUAUCAUAUCGUAUAUCCUGCACAAAGCGGAUUAUGUAAUUGAAACACUACAGAGUGUCUUUAAUUAUCUUUUAUCGGCUAAGAAUAUUGGAAUUGGGCCAUUAACUCUACCCCCAGAUCUUCUAGGAACUAUUCAAUUUACGCAAAAUAAUAUCAAUGCUGUUGCAGACAACUUACACAAAGUUACCGGGGCGAGUUCAGAAGACAUCUCCAAUUUGCUUACUCCGUUGAGGAUUCCUCUCAUACAUGUCACAGCCUUCAUGCUUGCUUUGGUGAUUUUUGGAUUUUUUCUAUCACUUGGUGGGAUGCAAUGCUUGGUAUACUUCUUACUGGUGGUUGGGUGGAUUGCUGUGACAUUUGUGUUUGUAGCGAGCGGUUUGUUCCUCCUCGUUCAUAAUGCAGUUGAGGACACUUGUGUGGCAAUGGACGAUUGGCUUCUGAAUCCGAAUGCACAUUCGGCUCUAGAAAGCAUUAUUCCAAAAGCAGAUAAUCAAACAGCCAGAACAAUACUAAUGGAUACUAAACAAAUCACUUUUGCACUUGUCAAUGAAACAAAUACAGUCACCAAUGUCUUUAACGCAGACAUGCAGCCGUCUGCCGGACCGUUGUUCUUCAACCAAACAGGCCCUCAUGUGCCUGUGCUUUGCAUGCCACUCAAUGCCAACCUCACCGAAGUCCCAUGCUUAACCGGUGAAGUUAAUUUCACUAAUGCCUCCGAGGUGUGGAAGGGUUAUGUUUGCGAGGUUUCUACUACGGGGAUUUGUAUAACUCCUGGGCGGAUUACUCCUGAAGCGUACACAGAGCUAAUUUCGUCGCUAAACGUGAGCUACGCACUUUACGAGUAUGGAUCAUUCCUUGUGGAUCUUGUGGACUCCACAUAUGUGAAGGAAACAUUUAUGGACAUAUCAAACAACUUUUGUCCUAGUCUAAGGCAUUCAACAAAAAUGAUGUGUGUCGGGUUUAUAAUGGUGGCUGCAGCCUCAAUGCUUUCUUUAAUAUCGUGGAUGUCUUAUGGUCGAGAAAGAAGGUGUCGAAAAUAUGCGAUGAAACGAAUGAAUCAAUUUCCUCCGCCUCCUCCUCUUCCUCCCCAAUGAUACUACAUUGGUGGUUGCGGAAAAUAUUGAUAUUUAUUAUAUAUAUAUAGAGUUGGGUAUUUAGUUGUUAUAUAAUGUUUAUUGCAUCUCAUCUAAUGCAUAACAACAAAAUCUUACCCGUGAAAUGAAAUUAAAUUGAAUCAAUACUAUGCUUUUAUUUUCUA